AUCAAUUAUAAGUAAAGCAUCUUACCUUCGUGGUGAGCUACAAAAACCUUUUCCAUGUAUCUUGUGGUAAUGAUACAUGCCAGCUCUGCCAAAUCAUAAAAAACUGAUCAACUAAAUAAUUGAUUUAUUACAAGUAAAACUUGUUCGAAAAGAACAAGUAUGGAGUUUGAAGCCCAGCCAUAGACGAGAGGUUUCACAAAUGGCCACAAAGUUGAUCCAAUCACCAAUCCCAACUUCCCACGUGUUCCUUCCGAGACCCGUUACCAGCAGUAAGAAGAUGAUGAAACUCGACACUCCAUUCAACUCCAUUAAUAUCAUCAAAUUAGAAUUUUGUUCCCCUUCUUUUUCAUUUCCUUCUUUCAAACCCGCCGCGCAAAACAGCUCUGAGGUAAUAACAGAAGAAGAAUCUACCGAAAGCUGGACUCUUCCCCAAAUCAAACAUCAUCUUUUUGGUGUCCUACAAGGUAUUACGAACAGUGGCAUAUUUGGAGUCCCAUCUGCAAAGAAAUCUGAAAUUGAAAAGGCGGUCCAGCUUUUGGAGUCUCAAAAUCCCACUCCUGAACCUACUCAGUCUUUAGAAAAGGUUGGUGGAGCUUGGAAGCUGAUUUAUAGCACCAUUACAGUUUUGGGAUCUAAAAGGACUAAAUUAGGACUUAGGGAUUUUAUUACCUUGGAGGAUAUUUUCCAGAUUAUUAAUGUUGCUGAGGGCAAAGCAGUUAACAUGGUCAAGUUCAGUGCCAGAGGACUGAAUCUGUUGUCUGGACAGUUGACAAUUGAAGCUUCAUUUAAAGUCGUCUCCAAAUCAGUGAGUAGAGUUGAUAUCAGUUACGACAAGUCAAUGAUAACUCCUGAUCAGCUGAUGAACGUUUUCUGCAAAAACUACGACCUUCUUUUGGGAAUAUUCAGUCCAGAGGGCUGGCUCGAGACCACAUAUGUUGAUGAUUCUUUGAGAAUUGGCAGAGACGACAAAGGAAAUGUCUUCAUUUUGGAGAGACAAGACGAUAAAUCCUGAAACUUGUUAUUAUCAAUUCCAAUCGUUGAUUUGGAGAUUUUUACUCCCUUUGAGCCCCCAUUUUCUGCUCAUCCGUAUUUUUAGGGUACUGAUGAUGAUGAGAUGUAAAAUCAUAAUAAUGUAUAUUUUGGCUAAAGCCAGUUUACCUAAUUUUGGAGUUGAAUUGUUUCUCCUCAAAAGUUCAUUGUUUCUUGUUAUAGUGCUUGGGCGUGAACCUGUUCACGAACUUUUAAGAUUAUCAGGAUCUACCUCCGAAUUUCAAGUGCAUUUUCUGAAUCGCCACAUAUAACUUGGGGGCACCUAUCUCGCUCAUAUCUUUGAAGCUAUUGCUGUAGUGAAGAAG
Molecule: messenger RNA, 1355 nt
Organism: Striga asiatica
Lineage: Eukaryota; Viridiplantae; Streptophyta; Magnoliopsida; Lamiales; Orobanchaceae
Source: the annotation of a GenBank genome assembly